Molecule: messenger RNA, 452 nt
Organism: Vanessa atalanta (red admiral)
Lineage: Eukaryota; Metazoa; Arthropoda; Insecta; Lepidoptera; Nymphalidae
Product: histone H4
Exons: 1
Coding region: 89-400 (103 amino acids)
Biological process (GO): nucleosome assembly
Cellular component (GO): nucleosome
Molecular function (GO): structural constituent of chromatin; protein heterodimerization activity; DNA binding
Source: RefSeq, a predicted model, not a curated record
AAGUGAUCGUCUCCGAUCGACAGCGGACGGAUUUCUGUACGUCUUUCUUUGCCGUUCAGAGUAAACGAGACAAACCGAAGACAAGAAAAUGACCGGUCGCGGUAAAGGUGGAAAGGGUCUGGGGAAAGGAGGCGCGAAGCGUCACAGGAAAGUGCUCCGUGAUAACAUCCAAGGUAUCACGAAACCGGCCAUCCGUCGUCUCGCACGCAGAGGCGGUGUGAAACGUAUAUCCGGUCUGAUAUACGAAGAGACUCGAGGUGUCCUCAAAGUGUUCCUCGAGAACGUAAUCCGCGACGCCGUCACCUACACCGAACACGCGAAGAGGAAGACCGUCACCGCCAUGGACGUAGUGUACGCCCUGAAACGUCAGGGACGUACUCUCUACGGUUUCGGCGGUUAAAAUGUUUUCGAUGUUAUAUUUUGUAAUCAAUUAAAAAAUUUACAAAUAUAAU